Messenger RNA from Castor canadensis (American beaver), 2868 nucleotides. It is a transcript of the gene Slc4a9, whose product is annotated as solute carrier family 4 member 9. Gene Ontology annotation, biological process: regulation of intracellular pH; monoatomic anion transport; transmembrane transport. The record is from RefSeq and is a predicted model, not a curated record. Gene Ontology annotation, cellular component: basolateral plasma membrane; plasma membrane. Gene Ontology annotation, molecular function: sodium:bicarbonate symporter activity; solute:inorganic anion antiporter activity; monoatomic anion transmembrane transporter activity. NCBI's taxonomy places the organism in Eukaryota, Metazoa, Chordata, Mammalia, Rodentia, Castoridae.
AUGAAGCUGCCAGGCCAGGAGGAAUUUGAAGCCUCCAGUGCUUGUGAAAAUAUUCCUACAGGGGAGAUGGACAGCAGCCUUGUCCCUGACCCCAACCCUGGUGGCCCCUCAGACACAGACAGCACGGAAGUGGGGGUAUUCAAGGACCCUAUGCUCUUCAUUCAGCUGAAUGAGCUGCUGGGCUGGCCCCAAGCACUGGAGUGGCGAGAGACAGGCAGGUGGGUGCUGUUUGAGGAGAAGCUGGAAGUGGGUGCAGGCCGGUGGAGUGCCCCCCAUGUGCCUACCCUGGCACUGCCCAGUCUCCAGAAGCUCCGCAGUCUGCUGGCUGAGGGCCUUGUACUGCUAGACUGUCCAGCUCAGAGCUUCCUAGAACUUGUGGAGCAGGUGGUCAGGGUGGAGUCAUUGAGCCCAGAGCUGAGAGGGCAACUUCAGGCCUUGCUGCUGCAGAGACCACAGCACAACAUCCGGACUACAGGCAUCAGGCCCUGCUGGGGAUUCACCGAUUUAAGAAAGGCAUCUCAUGAUGAGGACACUCCCCUGAAGGAACAGCAUCAGAACGCCCUGAGACUGAAGUUGCCUCCUGGGGUAGAGGCAGCAGCCGUGCUGGCAGGAGAGCUGGGCUUCCUGGCACAGCCUCUGGGGGCUUUUGUGAGACUUCGGAAUCCGGUGGUGUUGGGACCCCUUACUGAGGUGCCCCUCCCCAGCAGGUUUUUCUGCCUCCUCCUGGGCCCCCCCACUAGGGGAAGGGGCUACCAUGAGAUGGGUCGAGCAGUAGCUGUCCUCCUCAGUGACCCGCAAUUCCAGUGGUCAGUUCGACGGGCCAGCAACCUUCAUGACCUUCUGGCAGCUCUGGAUACCUUCCUAGAGGAGGUGACGGUGCUCCCUCCAGGUCGGUGGGACCCGACAGUCCGGAUUCCCCCGCCCAAAUGCCUGCCCUCUCAGCACAAAAGGCUCCCCUCACAAAUGCGGGAGAUCAAGGGCCUCUCUCGCCCGCGUGGGGCCCCUGCAGAGGAUAGGCACGACCAUGGGCCACACGCGACCUGCCCGGAGUUGCAGCGGACAGGCAGGCUGUUUGGAGGCCUUGUCCAGGACGUACGCCGGAAGGCCACGUGGUACCCCAGCGAUUUCUUGGACGCCCUGCACCCCCAGUGUCUCUCAGCUGUGCUCUACAUUUACCUGGCCACCGUCACGAAUGCCAUCACCUUUGGGGGUCUGCUGGGAGAUGCCACUGAUGGGGCCCAGGGAGUGCUGGAAAGUUUCCUGGGCACAGCUGUGGCUGGAGCCAUUUUCUGCCUGAUGGCAGGCCAGCCCCUCACCAUCCUCAGCAGCACAGGGCCAGUGCUAGUCUUUGAGCGCCUGCUUUUCUCUUUCAGCAGAGAUCACAACAUGGACUACCUGCCCUUCCGUCUGUGGAUAGGCAUCUGGGUGGCCACAUUUUGCCUGGUGCUGGUGGCCACAGAGGCCAGCGUGCUGGUGCGCUACUUCACCCGCUUCACAGAGGAAGGGUUCUGUGCCCUCAUCAGCCUCAUCUUCAUCUAUGAUGCUCUGUGCAAAAUGCUGAACUUAACCCGUGCCUAUCCCAUCCAAAGGCCAGGGGCCCCUGCCUAUGGCUGCUUCUGCCAAUACCCAGGCCCAGGAGAAAAUGAAUCUCAAUGGACAAGGACAAACCCAAAAAACAGAGAUGACAUCUUAAUCAUGGACCUAGGUCUGGUCAAUGCAUCCUUGCUGCCACCAUCUGAGUGCACCCGACAGGGAGGUCGCCCUCGUGGUCCUGGCUGUCAUACAGUACCAGACAUCGCCUUCUUCUCCCUUCUCCUCUUCCUUACUUCCUUCCUCUUUGCCACCGCCCUCAAGCAUGUAAAGAAUAGCCGCCUCUUCCCCUCCAUGGUGCGAAAGGUGUUCAGCGACUUUUCCUCAGUCCUGGCUAUUCUGCUGGGCUGUGGCCUUGAUGCCUUCCUGGGUCUAGCUACACCGAAGCUCCUGGUGCCCAGAGAGUUCAAGCCUACACUGCCUGGGCGUGACUGGUUGGUGUCACCUUUUGGAGCUAACCCCUGGUGGUUAAGUGUGGCAGCUGCCCUGCCUGCCCUGCUGCUAUCUAUUCUCAUCUUCAUGGACCAGCAGAUAACAGCAGUCAUCCUCAACCGUGCAGAAUAUAGACUGCAGAAAGGAGGUGGCUUCCACCUGGACCUGUUCUGUGUGGCUGUGUUGAUGCUGCUCACAUCAGUACUUGGGCUGCCCUGGUAUGUCUCAGCCACUGUCAUUUCCCUGGCCCACAUGGACAGUCUUCGGAGAGAGAGCAGAGCCUGUGUCCCUGGGGAAGCCCCCAGUUUCCUCGGCAUUAGGGAACAGAGGGUGACGGGCCUGAUGGUGUUCAUCCUUACAGGCAUCUCUAUAUUCUUGGCACCUGUACUCAAGUUCAUCCCAAUGCCUGUGCUCUAUGGCAUCUUCCUGUACAUGGGGGUGGCAGCACUUAGCAGCAUCCAGUUCAUGAAGAGAGUGCAGCUAUUAUUGAUGCCAGCAAAACACCAGCCAGACUUGCUGCUCUUGCGGCAUGUGUCCCUGAACAGAGUCCACAUCUUCACAGCCAUCCAGCUUGCCUGCCUAGGUCUGCUUUGGAUAAUCAAGUCUACCCCUGCAGCCAUCAUCUUUCCUCUCAUGUUGCUGGGCCUGGUGGGGGUCCGAAAGGCACUGGAAUGGGUCUUUUCACCACAGGAACUCCUCUGGUUGGAUGAGCUCAUGCCAGAGGAGGAAAGGAAUAUCACUGAAAAGGGGCAGGAGCCAGAACACUCGUUCAGUGGAAGUGACAGUGAAGAUUCUGAGCUGAUGUAUCAGCCAAAGGCUCCAGAAAUCAACAUCUCUGUGAAUUAG